Clonostachys solani is the source of this 429-nucleotide messenger RNA. Lineage: Eukaryota; Fungi; Ascomycota; Sordariomycetes; Hypocreales; Bionectriaceae. The record is from the annotation of a GenBank genome assembly.
AUGAAAUUCGGCAUUACACUAUCUAUUCUUUCAUUGGGGCUGCUCGUGGCAGGCCAGCAAGGAGAGACCAUCCAUUGCGGCCGCAAGCUUCCAUUUUGCCCGUUAGAUUACCGGUGCGUCCCAGACAGCCCAAAGUGCACCGACAUCCGUCUCUGUCCCGGCCAUUGUGAAUUCAUCCGCAAAUACGACGACUGCGGUGGCAAUCGCAUCAUCCCGAAGAACUGUCCCUCCGGCAGCAGAUGUUCUCCUGAUCCUCGAGUUCCUGGCGCCGACUCCAGCAUGCCUGGCAUCUGUAUUCCCAACAACCAGCCCUCAUGCAGCGGGUUCAUCGGCCUCCAGUGCCCCGACGGACUCACUUGUUACGACGUCCCAGAAGAUGGAUGCGACCCUCAGCAUGGUGGAGCAGACUGUAUUGGAGUCUGUCUGUAG